Drosophila eugracilis is the source of this 2466-nucleotide messenger RNA. Its product is annotated as monocarboxylate transporter 9. NCBI's taxonomy places the organism in Eukaryota, Metazoa, Arthropoda, Insecta, Diptera, Drosophilidae. Gene Ontology annotation, molecular function: monocarboxylic acid transmembrane transporter activity. Gene Ontology annotation, biological process: monocarboxylic acid transport; transmembrane transport. The transcript is spliced from 5 exons. The coding region runs from base 561 to 2354 and encodes 597 amino acids. The record is from RefSeq and is a predicted model, not a curated record.
AUCCGAUCUUCCCCAUCGGCGUUUGUUGUUUCUAGCUCAUAACAAUUCUGUUCUGUUCAGAUUCGGUUUAGUUCAUUUCCGCAGCUGGCGGCAAUGGAAGUACCGCGAUUACGUCGAGCUAUUGUGAAAUAAAGUUUUCGGGAUCAUAUCGUUAGUAGCAUCGCGAAAAAUGUGACGUAGCUAGGAUUUAUAGAUCUCUCAAUAUACAUAUACCUAUAGUUAAUUCAAGGAGUGAGAAACUUCGAACCCAACUCUAACUGUAACCUUGAACUUGGACCAUCGAUCGCAUUGUAGUUUCUCAAUUAGAUGCAGGCCAUUCAGAAAGUCGUCGUCAGUCUUUUAGUCGGUACGAACUGUGUGUGAGUGCAUCUUGUAGUGUGUAUAAAAAUAAAUAACAGCAACCGCCAAAAAUAAAAGCUAAAAACUAAAAACGGAAAACUACUGGCGCAGGAAGAGCUGUGCUGCCAAUUGGCGGGCUUGCCAAGGAGAUACUAUACGGAUCCCAUUGGGAAUACAGAAUACGGAAUUAGUGAAUAACGAAAUAAAGCAAAGGGCUGGCGAUGGAGAAGAAGGUCUAUCAGGACACAACCAGACCACUGCAAAAUGUUACACGUAGCCGAUACUACAAUAGGCAUGACAAGAGCGAUCUUGGUGAGGAUUUUGUGGCGCCCGACGGGGGAUGGGCGUGGCUCGUUUGCGUCGCCGCUGGCAUUUCUAAUCUCUCCAUUUAUCCCUGCCUGCAACAGUUUGGCUUCCUGUUUAGGGGCCGUCUGACCGAUUUGGGGAUGUCUAGUUCUCAGAUCACAGCGAUUAUCAACACAAAUCCCGCCAUAUCGGCGUGUACGGGUUUACUGAAUGGACCGAUGUUCAGAAGGUUUACCUUUCGGCAGGUUGGAAUGGCCGGUUCCCUGCUGAUCUUCACCGGCAUCGCCCUCACCGCCUUUUGUGAAACCUUCCUGGGCUAUAUGGUGUCCUAUGCCUUGCUCUUCGGAUUUGGCAUGGGGAUCAGUGUGUCGGCCUCCUCAUUAGCGAUCAACACGUAUUUCCAAAAGAAACGUCGUCGGGCCGCUGGCUUUUCGUGGACAAUAACAGGCCUUGGUCCGAUCUUCCUGCCGUAUCUGAUGACCUUUAUGUUGGGCAUCUUUGGGGUUCAGGGAACCACUCUGCUCUUUGCAGCCAUCUCGCUGAACUCGUUUGUUUGUGCCCUGAUCUAUCAGCCGGUUCGCUACCAUGUGAAGCCCUUGGAGGUACAGCAGACGGAUGAGGAGCAGCAAGCGGAGACGUUAUGUGCUCAUUGUGCCUGGCAACAGAAACGUGAACCGGGCGGCAUAUUCUCCAGCCAAUAUCUGUGCCAGGACGACGAUGCCCAGCGACCAGGUUACGAGAUCUGUGAACCAGGAACUCCAAUGCUAUCGCGUGCCAAUGAUGGCUGGUACGGAUCCCGGCUAUCGUUGACCUCGGGCCGUUUGGGAUUUCGAACAAUUUCGAGUUCCAAGGAUCUAGAGCAAACCCAAAGGCUACAUUGUCGAAUUAAUGAAGAGCAGAACAACGAGAAAGAUGAGUUCCUGCGACCCAAUAACUUUCGCCGGGAACGAGUGGAAUCCAAUUUGGAGGCCAAGUUGUGUUGUCGGUGUUCGGAAAAACGAAAGGAGCACAACAAUAACCAGAAAGAGAAGGAAGCUGAAGCGGCAGCUAUGAAUGCUCCCAUACAUAAUCCACAGAUGAGUUUCCUGGCCAAAGUUGUGACCUUCUUCGAUCUUGACCUGUUGCGGGAUUUCACCUUCGUUAAUUUGGUGGCCGGACUCACUAUAAUUAACUUUGGAGAACUCAACUUCUCUAUACUGACACCUUUUAUCCUGGCCGACUUUGGAUUCGAUAUACCCCAGGCAACGUUGGCGAUUUCGCUGCUGGGUAGUAUGGACAUAAUCAUGCGAUUUUUAGUACCUUUUCUUACCGAAAAGAUACCGUGGGACAAUCGGGUCUUCUUCCUCAUCGGAGUGGUGGGAAUCGCUUUGGGUCGCACGGUGGUGGCCUGUACGCGAUCCUACAGCACAAUCCUCGGCUGCUUUGUCUGGAUCGGUCUGUGUAAGGGGGUGCGCACCAUCUUUUGGCCACUGAUCAUACCUGGUUAUGUGCCAUUGAAUCGCCUGCCAGGAGCCUCCGGGUUACAGUUACUGAUUUCGGGACUGUUCACCAUGGCCUGUGGUCCAUUUGUUGGCAUGGUGCGGGAUCGUUUCAACUAUGCGAUUACCCUGCACUGCCUCAACAUGAUGUCCUUUGUGGCGGCAACUUCCUGGACUCUGGAGGCCGUUGUUCGGUGGCACCAUCGCAGGCAGAGACUGGUGAACAGCUGAAAAUGCCGCUAGUUGGCGUAAACCAAAUCAAAGAAAUUGUAGCAUAGAAAAACUCUUUUUUUUUGUUUAGCAAUAAGUAAAUAUUUUGUAUAAUAAAUGUCUCCCAAUAUUA